AUGCAGAAAGAUACAUUGGCAUACGAACUGAUUCUUCUCGAGAAGGUUCUAAAAGUCUCUCUAUCUGACAAUCUCAUGAGGAAAACCGGAUCAAGCUUCACUUCUGACAGCGUCUUCCUCCCUGGGGUUUCCCGAUCAAUCCCUCAAUCCAAUCUUCCAUCUCUCUCUGAAAACCUGACAAUUUUAGACGAAAUCUUAAUGGAGCGGCUCUCUGUCCCCCAAACGCCAAUUUUAAUCUAUUGUUCAGACUCUUAUUACCUCACCAAAGAAGAGCUCGGAAAAGAAUGGAGUGUAACUACACAAAGCCAGAGAAAAAUCCUCAAUUACUUACUUGAAAUCCUGGUUUCUUAUUCCUCGUUAUCUCUAUCAGAGCCUGAAAUGUUCCCUGACCAAUUCCCUCCUCUUCAGUCAGAAGGUAUACAAUUAAGCUCUCAGAGGAUGUUGCAGGGUCUAGAAAAAAUAUCAGAAGAGUUUCUAUUGAAGAUGGUAGCCUAUUGGGAAGAGCAAAACUUAGAGUUCAUGCAAGCUUUGUUUCAGGCUGUUUUAGUUCAGCUUUGGAGAGAAGUCCAGAACAAAAGCCUUUUGGAUGACCCAGUCCGCUAUACUCAAGUAUUUAAACAAUUGAUUUUUAUGAAGCCAGUUUCUGCUUUAUUUUUGCAUUCAGAGCUGAUUGAUUGGAACUGGAAUGGCUUGCAGCUGGAAACACAGUCACCGCUCAGUCCUUAUUUCUCCCCUGGGUAUUUUCCUUCUUUGCAGUCUUUUAACAAGAUUCCAGGUCUGCCGCCCCCUAAUGACCCAGUAAGGGAUGGAAUUAACAGACAGUUCGAAAAAUUGAGGUCACGAGGUGAGUAUGAGAGAAUUUUACAAAAAUUGCAUGGAGAUGAAAAACAGUAUGCAAUGGUCUUGGUCGAUAUCAUUAAGCAGCUGAUGAAAAAUGACAUGAAAAAGACCUUAAAUUGGCUUGCUGGAGCUGUAGUGUUUAAUGCUGAGAAAGCAAAACUAGGAAGCAGACUAGAAAGACCUACUAUGAGGACUAGCUCAAGUGAAGGUUUUUGUAUAAAUGUUUUAGACGUCCUUUUGCAAUUAUGUAAGCCUUUUUUCGACCCGAACGAUCCUAAAGCUCAAAAAAUUGACCCACUUUAUAUGCUGCAUGACAAAAAGAUGAGCAAAAUCAAUGAAACGCCUAUAUGCACAUCUCUAGAGAAAUUGCCAAGAGAAGACAAAAGCUUCGGGACCAUUACAGAGUUUUACUUUCUUUGUGCCCAGAUGUUCCAUUAUGGCUGGAACCAAAUCCGUCAGAAUUACAUGGACUUAAACAGAAUAUUAAACCAGCUAAAAGGAAAGAAAAAUCCAGCCGCAGAAGAGGAAUUCAAGUAUUUUAUCAAAAUAAAGCUAUGCUAUGAUGUGAUUCUUUUAGACUCAGGAAGGAACUCAAUGCUGCUGCAGCUCUGCAAUUUGACUAUGAAUUUAGUAGUAAAGUGGGCAGGAUUUCAAGGAACGCUGCCUCUGCCGCCUCCAAACCCUCUUCUUGGGAUUUUGCCUGAGCAUAUUGUAGAAAACAUAUCAGAAUUAUUAAUAAUCAUACUUGAGCUGCAGCCAGAAGGCCUGAGAUCUCUGGGCUCUCAAGAAAUUCUGAACUUAUUGACAUUUGCUACAGUAGUUUUGUCAAGUCCUUCCCACUUUUCUAACCCUUAUUUGCGAGCCAAACUAGUCCAAGCUUUAAGUAUGAUCUUAGAAGAAGGCAUUUUUGGGGACCUGCAUACCUUAAUUAACCUUAAUGAAGUCGCCAAAAAAUACCUGCUGCCUUCCCUGAUCAUUUUUUACGUUGAUAUCGAGUUCAGCGGUUCUCACUCCCAAUUUUACGACAAGUUCAUGUACAGGCACUAUACAGCCAAAAUAUUCGCGUUUUUGUGGAAAUUCGAGUACUAUCAAAACCAGACCAAAGCUCAAGAAGGGGAACCUUUUUUCGCAAGAUUUAUUAAUAUGCUUAUAAAUGAUACAACUUGGUGCUAUGACGAAGGGCUAAAAAAGCUAAUUCAUUGUAAGAAGUUUAAUGAUAAAAGAAACACAGAAGGCGUUACCCCACAAGAAGAAGAGGAAAACUCAAAGGAGGAGGGAUACUGCAAGUAUGUGAUGCAGCAAGCUAAUGAGUCAAUAGGGCUGCUUGAACAAGUCGCGGACUGGAAUUCGUCACUAUUUGUGAGUGACGAGUUCGGAGACAGAACUGCAGCGAUGCUUAAUUACUUUUUAGCUUUGCUGUGUGGGCCGAAAUGCUUGGAAUUAAAAGUGGAAAACCCAAAGCACUAUAAUUUUCUGCCAGAAGAGAUGCUAGGGAAUAUCAUAAAAAUUUACCUACAUAUAGGGAAGCAUGAGAAAUUUUACCAGUGUAUUAUUAAAGAUGAGAGAUCUUAUAGUGGGGAUAUUAUGAAUAAAGCACUUACUCCCCCUAAUUGAGCGAAGAAGAAAGCUUUUUAUGAAAAUAAUAUUUGAUAUAUAAGUGAUAAUUAAUAUAAGAAAUAUAUAACUUAUUCUGUUGAAUUUUAAAUAGCUGCAUUUUAAAAUAUAAAUUUUAAUUUUUAUCCUAAAUUUCUACUAAUUGGGGUUUUUUAUUUUCGAAAAAAAAAUUAACCCCUUACAUUAACGAACAAAAUUUUUGUUCGCUCAUUGAGGCGGAGUUAGAAUCUGCAAUAAGAGGCCAAUUCUUGCUUAUGAAUUGAUUCAGACUUUCGAGCAGUUUAUACAGAGGGUGAAAUCAACUAGUCAAGUGCAGCAGUCAGUAGAAGACAAGUUAGGAGAAAUACCAGACGAGUUUUUAGACCCUAUUUCUUGUGAGCUUAUGCGAAACCCAGUUAUUUUGCCAAGUGGAAAUCGUGUGGAUCGGCCUACUAUUGUCAGACAUCUGUUAAGUGACCAGAUCGACCCCUUCAGCAGAGCACCACUCACAGUCGAAGAGCUUGUUGAAGACACUGAUUUAAAAGAAAGAAUAAAUGCCUGGAUCUCCGAAAGGCUUAACUCCUAA
Molecule: messenger RNA, 3019 nt
Organism: Blepharisma stoltei
Lineage: Eukaryota; Ciliophora; Heterotrichea; Heterotrichida; Blepharismidae
Source: the annotation of a GenBank genome assembly